AGGCGCGCGGGCCCUGACUUGCGGUGCUCGGGCGAGCGGCUGCCUUUCGGCGAGCGGACAUGGGCACACCGCAGAAGGAUGUUACUAUCAAGGCCGAUGCACCUGACACCCUGUUGCUGGAGAAACACGCCGAUUAUAUUGCCUCCUACGGCUCGAAGAAGGAUGAUUAUGAAUACUGUAUGUCUGAAUACUUGAGAAUGAGCGGCAUCUAUUGGGGCCUGACAGUGAUGGAUCUCAUGGGACAACUUCAUCGAAUGAACAGAGAAGAAAUACUGGCUUUUAUCAAGUCUUGCCAGCAUGAGUGUGGGGGGAUAAGCGCUAGCAUUGGGCACGAUCCACACCUUCUCUACACCCUCAGUGCUGUCCAGAUUCUUACUCUGUAUGACAGCAUUGAUGUCAUCGAUGUAGACAAAGUGGUGGCCUAUGUUCAGAGUCUGCAGAAAGAAGACGGUUCGUUUGCUGGAGACAUUUGGGGAGAGAUUGACACCAGGUUCUCCUUUUGUGCGGUGGCGACUUUGGCUCUCUUGGGCAAGCUUGAUGCUAUUAAUGUGGAAAAGGCGAUUGAAUUUGUCUUGUCCUGUAUGAACUUUGAUGGUGGAUUUGGGUGCAGACCGGGCUCCGAAUCUCAUGCUGGGCAGAUCUAUUGUUGCACAGGAUUCCUGGCCAUAACUAGUCAGUUACAUCAAGUGAACUCGGACUUGCUUGGUUGGUGGCUUUGUGAACGACAGUUGCCCUCAGGCGGGCUCAACGGAAGACCUGAGAAGUUACCGGAUGUGUGCUAUUCCUGGUGGGUUCUGGCCUCCCUGAAGAUAAUUGGGAGGCUUCACUGGAUUGACAGAGACAAACUGCGCAGCUUCAUCUUAGCAUGCCAAGAUGAAGAGACGGGCGGCUUCGCAGACAGACCAGGAGAUAUGGUGGAUCCUUUUCAUACCUUGUUUGGCAUUGCUGGAUUGUCACUUCUGGGAGAGGAGGAGAUUAAGCCGGUCAGCCCUGUCUUUUGCAUGCCUGAAGAAGUGCUUCAGAGGGUGAAUGUCCAGCCGGAACUGGUGCCCUAGUCAGGCAGGGCACCGCUGCACUCAGUGUGUGCCAAGCCUAGAGGUGACUGUUAAUACUGUGUAUAUCAUGUUAAAGAUAAAUUAUAUAAUUAAAUGUAUUGUAAAAUAAGUAUUAUAGUACUCUAAGUACAGUUUUUGUUUCUACUUGAAGUUUGUUUCUGAUGUCUCCAUAACAGCAAACUGGAAAGUGCUAGAUUUUAUCGUUGCCUCCCUGUAUCCUCUUGAUCUGUAACAAUUGUGAUGGAAAAUGAUUUGUUAACUGAUGCAAAUGUGUAAAACUCGGGAUUUAAAUUAAAAGAUUUAUAAAAUUGA
Messenger RNA from Phodopus roborovskii (desert hamster), 1367 nucleotides. RefSeq names its product Rab geranylgeranyltransferase subunit beta (gene Rabggtb). The record is from RefSeq and is a predicted model, not a curated record. Gene Ontology annotation, biological process: protein geranylgeranylation. Gene Ontology annotation, molecular function: Rab geranylgeranyltransferase activity. NCBI's taxonomy places the organism in Eukaryota, Metazoa, Chordata, Mammalia, Rodentia, Cricetidae. Gene Ontology annotation, cellular component: Rab-protein geranylgeranyltransferase complex. Bases 60 to 1055 code for a protein of 331 amino acids. The transcript has 9 exons.